AUGCCUUUGACCGAUGGGUUCCAGAUUACUGUUGCUAUAGUCGGCCUUGUUUUCGCCUAUAAAUAUAUCCAAUGGCUAAAUAACCCUCUCCGGCGGUUUCCUGGACCGUGGACUACAUCUUUCAGCAAUGCGCUGUACUCGUGGAAUUUCAUGCGAGGCCGACAGCCUUAUCGCCAACUGGAGCUGCACGAAAAAUACGGCCCUGUCGUCCGAGUUUCCCCCAAUGAGCUGAGUUUCAGCAGUGCCAGCUCCUGGCGCGACAUAUAUGGCGUUCGCAAGAACGUCGAGCCCUUCAUCAAGGGUGAAUUCUAUGACGGCGGCAACUUCGCUUCCGAAGCAUUGUCUAUAGUCAGCGCGCGAGACCCCAAAUCGCACGCCGAAAUGCGCAAGGACCUAGCCAGCGCAUUUUCCGAUCGCUCGCUCAAGGCCCAGGAGCCUCUGAUUGCCGAGUCGGUCGAUCGGUUCGUCGAGAAGAUCGGAGAGGCGGGGAAUAGUCCACAAGGCACCGAUAUGGUAAUGUGGUACAACCUGACCACCUUCGAUAUCAUCGGCAGUCUGGCGUUUGGGCAGGACUUUGGCGGCGUCGAGUCUGGCACUGAGCACUUUUGGGUGUCCAUUGUGACGAAGAGUCUGCGCCUGGGAGCGAUGGCGGAUUGCUUUCGUCGAUUCCCGACUGCAGGGACAGUGUUUCAAUGGUUAUUUUCGGGCUUGAUUGAGAAGAUGAUGGAAGAGAAUCGACGGCAUCGGAAGUACACCAUGGACCUGGUGCAAAAACGCCUUGCGAGUCAGAGCACACGGAAAGACUUUCUGACCAAGAUUAUCGAGGGACGUGAAGAAACCGGGAUCUCAGCUGUGCAGCUUGCAGCGCAUUCAUCAGACUUUGUCAUUGCCGGCAGCGAGACCACCGCCACGACAGUGUCCUGCAUGACCUACUACCUCCUGCGCAAACCAGAUAUCAUGAAUCGUCUCCAAACCGAAAUCCGGACCGCGUUUACUCGAUAUGAGGAGAUCGACGCGGCAAGCACCACUUCCCUUCCAUAUCUGCGCGCGGUAGCUCAAGAAGCUAUGCGUGUCUACCCUCCACUGCCGCUUGCGUUACCGCGAGUGGUCCCAGCCGGCGGGACCACGGUGGACGGCCAUUAUGUCCCUGGGGGUACUGUUGUAUCUACGAGUCCAUUCGCCAGCAGUAUGUCGUCGGCCAACUUCAAAGAUCCAUGGGAUUUCAAGCCAGAGCGAUGGCUAGGGAAGAAUGCGAGCGACGAUCUCGAGGCCAGUCAGCCGUUCUCGCUGGGCCCGCGAUCGUGCAUGGGUCGAAGUCUCGGGUGGAUGGAAGUGCAGACGAUCAUGGCUAAGGUGUUGUUUCGAUAUGAUUUGGAAUUGGUAGAUCCGGACGUCGACUGGCAUCGGGAUUCGCAGAUGCAUACAUUAUGGGAGAAGCCUCGCUUGAUGGUGCGAGUGUCGCCUCGACAGGAGUAA
Aspergillus campestris IBT 28561 is the source of this 1476-nucleotide messenger RNA. RefSeq names its product cytochrome P450. Lineage: Eukaryota; Fungi; Ascomycota; Eurotiomycetes; Eurotiales; Aspergillaceae. The transcript has 8 exons. Gene Ontology annotation, molecular function: oxidoreductase activity, acting on paired donors, with incorporation or reduction of molecular oxygen; monooxygenase activity; iron ion binding. The coding region runs from base 1 to 1476 and encodes 491 amino acids. The record is from RefSeq and is a predicted model, not a curated record.